Molecule: messenger RNA, 1400 nt
Organism: Triticum aestivum (bread wheat)
Lineage: Eukaryota; Viridiplantae; Streptophyta; Magnoliopsida; Poales; Poaceae
Exons: 6
Coding region: 333-1145 (270 amino acids)
Source: RefSeq, a predicted model, not a curated record
UCCGCGCUACGGUUUCUACCGCCCGCCGCCACCAGGGUUUUCUUCCCCCCUCGCCUUCUUCCUCCUCCUCCCCACGCAAUCCACGGAGGAACCGAGAGCGCGUAGGAGCGCAGCCAUGGCGUGACCGUGUCCAAGAUUCUUCCCCAUCACCGGCUCCGUGUCCAGGAGCUCCGCCGUCCACGUCUUCCUCGCCUACGUCCAGGAGGCCGCUCCCGAACGACUACAGCCACCACUCCUUCCUCUUCGGCCGCCGCCGCGUCGUCGUCAAAGUCCUCCGCCUCCGUCCGCUACUCGACCGGCGGAUCACACCUCCGUGGUCCUGGCUGCUGAACAUGAUGGAUGAUGAGUUAUUCAAGUUGGACACUGAGCCUUUGGGGGUUUAUUCCGAAGAUGCAACCAAUGAUGACAAGCCCCUGGAGGAUGAACCUCAGAAUGAGCGGACAUGUGAUGAUGAUUUCAAGCACCUGUCGCAGAAUGCAGAAGAUCGUGUGCUAGCUUUUGAGGAACUUGAUGAAGAUAAUCUGAUGGGGCAGUUAUUUGCCGAGAAUCCCCUGGAGCUGGCUAACUAUGCAAUGAAUCACGUGCCAAUGUAUGAUGACCAUGAUUAUGGUCCUGAUCGGGUGCACAAAAUUCAGUGUACUCUGGCGCAUUCACAGCGAUAUGCAGCACAUGGUCUCGACAUGCUGGCACACGCCGAACUGUUGUACACCCAGCUUCGGAGUGAUAUACGGUCUGACCGUGUACCAGAGCCUCUCCUCGAGGGGACCAUUCAGUGGGCCGAACAGAUGGCUGCGUACGCAGAAGUUCUGGACGAUUACAGCGAUGAGGUGCAUGAGUCUGCAUUAUACCUGAUUCGCUUUGAGUUGGAAGGUCCCAUGCUUGCAAGGCACGAUCAGUUGGUAACCGUGGCAGACCAGUUACUAGGAGAGCAGAGGAACAUGAGAGCGCGGGUCAGAUGGGCACGGGAAUACAUUGAGCAGCGGCAGGCAUGGUACCAGGAGAGCCUCAAGUUUCUGCAUCUGGACUUUUACAAUGGAGAAGCGCAGCAGCAAGCCAACAGUGCCCAAGAUGUGGAGGCGCAAGCUGUUGAGGAUCAAGUGAAUGUGCAGGGGAACGCUGUGGAGAAGCAGAAUCUUGAGGAUUAGGAAUAGGGGAUGCCUUGUCUUGGGUUGUGUCAUUGGGAUCUCUCCUGACUGUAUCAUCAGGUUGAGCAAGAUAUAUGUAUAAUAGAAUACGAACUUCCUCGACUGUAGCAUGCGGGUUCUUAUGUUCCUCUUUGCUAUUGGCUUGGUUUUGUUUGGUUGGUUGGCUGAAACCAACACCAACACCAUGCAUUUUCUGUGCCAAGAGUUGAUAAACAAUCUGAUGACAGUUUUGUGUGGCAAGCAGGUUCGUGUGGA